Messenger RNA from Nylanderia fulva, 991 nucleotides. Its product is annotated as U6 snRNA-associated Sm-like protein LSm4. Lineage: Eukaryota; Metazoa; Arthropoda; Insecta; Hymenoptera; Formicidae. Gene Ontology annotation, biological process: nuclear-transcribed mRNA catabolic process; mRNA splicing, via spliceosome. Gene Ontology annotation, molecular function: RNA binding. The record is from RefSeq and is a predicted model, not a curated record.
UCUACACCAGUAGUCUUUCGUUUUUUCUCUCUUGUUAAAAUCUAUAUAUAUUCAUCUUUUUUUCAAGUGCAGAAAUAUCUAGGGAGUCUAGGGACUGUAGAGAAAAGAAAAAUAUAUGGAAGUAUUAUUUUCAAAUUGACGCAUAACCUAUACAAGAAGGUGUUUAUGUAUAGAGUGUAUUUUAAUAUAUCAUUUUUAUAAAUACAAUGUUACCUUUAACUUUGUUAAAGACGGCGCAAAAUCAUCCCAUGUUGGUAGAGCUAAAGAAUGGAGAGACAUAUAAUGGUCAUUUAGUUAGUUGCGACAACUGGAUGAACAUAAACCUCAGAGAAGUUAUAUGUACUUCAAGGGAUGGUGACAAGUUCUGGAGGAUGCCCGAGUGCUAUAUAAGAGGCAGCACAAUAAAAUAUUUGAGAAUUCCUGAUGAAGUAAUAGACAUGGUGAAAGAAGAUAUACAAAUGAAAUCGAGAGGACGUGGGGAAAUGAAAGGUCGAGGCCAGAGUCAAAGAGGUCGUGGUAGUGGAAGAGGUACUUUUGGUAGAGGAGGGAGAGGUCCAGCACCGUUAAGCCGUGGAGGCGGUACACAAGUUGGGAAUAAAUCACAAAAUAAACCAAGACCUAAAUAAAACUAAUUAUAUUAUUUAUAUUCUAUUGCAAUUAACUCAUUAUGAAUACCUCAAUAUCAUUUAACUUUUUACGAAAGCUUCUUUUAAUCAAUUUUUUGUUUUAUAUAAUUUUAUAUAUAAAAAAGUUUGGUGCAACUGGAUUUAUGUAAUGCUAGUACAAAGACAAUUUAUUCAUGGCAAUAACAUUGAUCUUAAUCGUACAUUCGUAUGCUAAUGGGAGUCAUAUAUACAUAUGUGUGUAUGUAAAAUCUUCGUAUUGAUGUAUAUAAAAAAAUUAUGUUAAAUUUCUUUCUGCACGUUGCAGUAGUGUGAUAGGCAAUAAAAGUAUUAAUAAAAACUUAUUGUUGUAAGAGUUAAAUUGGAAA